Messenger RNA from Lactuca sativa (garden lettuce), 1730 nucleotides. Its product is annotated as G2/mitotic-specific cyclin-2. Lineage: Eukaryota; Viridiplantae; Streptophyta; Magnoliopsida; Asterales; Asteraceae. The record is from RefSeq and is a predicted model, not a curated record.
AAAUAUAAUGGCCACCUUCAUACACACUUCUAUUCACUUCUUCUGAUUUCAUCUUCUUAUCAUCUUCUGUAGAUUUCAUUGCCGUUUUCUGAACUAAAUGCGAUUGGUUUGCUUGCAUUCGUAGAUUUUGAUUUGUGGGUUUCUUGAUAUUCAAGAUAUUUCAUCACAGAGAUUUUCAAAGUUGGGUUUUUGAUUCUUCAUCAAUGGAGAUUAAUUCUGUUGAGAACAAUCCAGCUUUGAUGAAACCCGCAAAUAAGCAAGGUAAAAAAGACGUUAUGGGUGGCGGAAAGUUCGGUACGGAAGUUGUACAUAACCGGAGAGUAUUGGGUGUGAUUAAUCAGAAUUUGGGUGGUGCCGGCGUCGCCGGCGGCGGAUGUCGAGGAGGAGCUCAACCUCAUCCUUGUGUUGCUAACAAGAGAGCUUCAUCGCAGAAACUUGCUGCAAAUAUUGCCAACAAGAAACAGUGUUUCCCUGAGGAGAUUAAGUCAAAUCCCUCAAAUGACGACUUUGGUGUAUGGGAAGAUCAACCUGUGCCAAUGUUCUUGGAAACAUCAGAAACAACGUCGUAUCAAAGAGAUCAUCAUAUGGAGGAGGUUGAAAUGGAGGAUAUUUUCGAGGAAUCAGUAGUCGAUAUUGACAUUUGUGAUAAUGAAAAUGAGCUUGCUGUUGUCGAAUAUGUUGAAGAUCUUUAUGCUCAUUAUAGAAGGAUGGAGAAUUGUAGCUUGGUGUCACCAGACUAUAUGACACAACAAUUUGACAUAAACGAGAAGAUGAGAGCUAUACUAAUUGAUUGGCUCGUUGAGGUACACCACAAGUUUGACCUUCAACAUGAGACAUUGUUCUUGACAGUCAACCUCAUUGACCGAUUUUUAGCUAAACAAUCUGUUAUUAGAAAGAAUUUGCAAUUAGUUGGUUUGGUCGCCAUGCUUUUGGCUUGUAAAUACGAAGAAGUUUCAGUCCCUGUUAUUGACGAUUUGGUUUUCAUAUCGGAUAAAGCUUACUCAAGAAGUCAAAUUCUUGAAACGGAAAAGUUAAUGUUGAACACGUUAGAAUUCAACAUGUCGGUGCCAACAGCGUAUGUGUUCAUGAAAAGAUUCUUGAAGGCAGCUCAAUCGGAUUCAAAACUUGAGCAAUUGUCGUUUUUCUUGAUUGAGCUUUGUCUUGUGGAAUACGAGAUGCUUAAAUUCCCACCAUCGUUCAUGGCUGCAGCUUCGAUCUACACAGCUCAAUGCAGUCUUUAUGGGGUGAAUCAGUGGUCCAAGACAUGCCAAUGGCAUACGAACUACACUGAAGAUCAACUUCUGGAAUGUUCAAGAAUGAUUGUGGGGUAUCAUCAAAAGGCAGGAGUUGGGAGAUUGACUGGUGUUUAUAGGAAGUACAACACGUCCAAGUUUGGGUAUGCAGCAAAAAAUGAGUCAGCGAAGAUUCAUGUAUAGGAGAUCAAUUUUGCUACAGUGACUUGUACCAUAUGCAAUGGAACUAGUAUGAAGAUGGGCUGUAUGACCAGUCCAUGUGUGUGCUUUUAGGAAAUAAUUUUAGCAACUUCCUUUGUUGCCCAUGGUUUUGGGGGAGGAGGGGGAGGGGGUGGUUUUGUGUGUUGACUAUUUGGGGAUUCUUGUGAUGUUCAUAUUGAACAUAUUUUGUUUUACUAAUUUCAUGUUAUGAUUUCUUUGUUUAUUUUGACAAAAACCAAAUGAUUAUACAAAUUGAAGUUAUGAUUUCUUUGUUCA